This is a messenger RNA of Liolophura sinensis, 1279 nucleotides long. Its product is annotated as small nuclear ribonucleoprotein-associated protein B'-like. Bases 95 to 724 code for a protein of 209 amino acids. Gene Ontology annotation, biological process: mRNA splicing, via spliceosome. The transcript is spliced from 5 exons. Gene Ontology annotation, molecular function: RNA binding; snRNP binding. The record is from RefSeq and is a predicted model, not a curated record. Gene Ontology annotation, cellular component: U2 snRNP; U1 snRNP; U4/U6 x U5 tri-snRNP complex. NCBI's taxonomy places the organism in Eukaryota, Metazoa, Mollusca, Polyplacophora, Chitonida, Chitonidae.
CAACAAAACGGCGGAUCAACGUUUGGCCGCCAUACUUGCUUGGUUCAGGCGGUAGAUCUUCUUGUUAUAAUCGGCCCCCAUCUGAGCUGCAAUCAUGACGGUGGGAAAGAGUUCCAAGAUGCUGCAGCAUAUAAACUACAGGAUGCGCUGUACCCUGCAGGAUGGGCGCACAUUCAUUGGGACUUUUAAGGCAUUUGACAAACAUAUGAACCUUAUCUUGGGAGAUUGUGAUGAAUUCCGAAAAAUCAAACCAAAGCACACAAAAUCUGCAGAGCGAGAAGAAAAGCGUGUUUUAGGACUGGUACUGUUAAGGGGAGAGCACCUGGUAUCAAUGACAGUUGAGGGACCCCCACCUACUGAGGAGAGUAUGGCACGAGUGCCUCUGGCAGGUGCUGCCCCAGGGCACGGCAUGGGCAGAGCUGCAGGGCGAGGAAUGCCCUCAGGACCCUCCGGUGUAGCCCCAGGUCUGCAGGGACCUGUCAGAGGGGUGGGAGGACCCUCACAGCAAAUGAUGGCUCCCCAGAUGGGCAGAGGUAGCACCCUGACGGGACAACCUCAGAUGAGAGACGCAAGGGGUAUGAUGAGAGGAGGUAUGAUGGGCCCACCCCCAGGCAUGCGUGGUCCUCACCCUGGCAUGAGAGGCCCCCCACCCAUGGGCAGAGGCUUUCCUCAAGGCAUGAUGCGAGGUCCACCCCCUGGUAUGAGAGGUAUGCCCCCACGCUAGUGAGCUGAAAGGAAGGGGUUGGGGAUAUGAAAGCCGGAUGAUUACUAUCGUGGGCUUACAAAUAUCAUGAUGGUGUUGUGAGGAGAUGAGCCUGUCUCUAGCACAGAGCCCCAUCUUAUGUGCAGGAUUGUGGAGUGUUUUGUUAAGACUUUACUGUUAUACUGAUGUGAACAGAAUACGCAACCCAGUAUAUUUAUUACAAAACACUUCCAGAUAUGUUCACAGAUGAUGGCGAUUCAUGUAUGGGAAUGUCAUCAAGAAGCGAUGAUUCCAAGAUGGAUUACUCCUUCCUCCUGAGUGAAUUGACAGGAGUAUUAACAGAUACUAUACUACCAUCCAUUUCAUUGUCAUUUUUUUUUUGUUUUAAAGCUCCAUUGUUUUGUUUUUAACUCACUUUACUUUUUUUUUUGAAUUUGUCACGAAACUUCACAUCAUGCGACCGUUCUACUGUAAAAUGUACCCUGAUUUGUCUUGAUGUUUGCCAUUGGCUUUGUUGGGAGUUUUGCUCUUCAAACAGUCUGUCAGAAGUAAAAUGUAAUAUUUUUAUGAAAUCUA